GAAAAAAAAAACUGAACAAAGAAAAACUGAAAGUGGAAAAUUAAAAUCAGUUCCUACUAUAAUUUGUAUUAACUAUGUCUGAGGUUCCUGUUCAAACCCCAUUGUCCAAGAGAGUAGUGCAAGUGGCAUGCUCCAUUGUGUGGUGUUUGCUUGCUGCUGGUCCAGUGUUUGGCUUUGCAGCAUUGAAACCAAUUCUUAUCAGUGAAGGUGUUUAUGCUGAAAAAUGUAACCUUAAUAUCAAUGGUACUUCAAUUGUUUCUAAGCUUGGGGGAACUUCUCUUGUUUCUGGAUUUGCUUCAAUUGCUAACGUUGAUGUGUUAUCUCAUCACCUUUCCCCCUGUGUGGAACAAGAUUUACUGUUGAAUUUUAUGUUCACUUUAGCCGCAAUCGUUACAAAUGUUGCAGCUUUACCAGUUGGUUCCAUUCUUGAUGAAUAUGGACCUAGAGUAAGUGGAAUCAUUGGAUCUUUUUUGAUUUUCUUUGCUUCUCUUUUACUCAGAUACGGUAAAUCAUUCGCCAAUUCUUCUUGGUUUGAUGCUUAUGCCACCGGUUAUGCCUUACUUGCAUUGGGUGGUCCAUUUGUAUUCAUUUCUUCUUUUCAAUUGGCCAAUAGUUUCCCUAAAAAUUCAGGUUUGAUCCUUGCCUUACUCACUGGUGCAUUUGAUUCAUCUUCUGCCCUUUUCCUUAUCUACAGACUUAUUUACACCAACGUUCAUAAACUCACUUUACAUUCAUUUUUCAGUUAUUAUCUCGCUGUCCCAGUUUUCAUUCUUGUUUGUCAAGUGUUAGUUAUGCCAAAGGAUUCGUACAAGACUGUUGGUACUUUAGCCAAAAUUGGAGAAAUGGGGAUUGAUGAAUCUGGAAGACCUUUAAACCCAGAUAAUCUUUUACCAGAAGACCGUAGUAACAGUUUUGGAGAACAAGAAUAUCGUCAACCUUCAAUGACUGAAACUACAUCACUUUUAAUGAGACGUGCCAGCACCAGUAGAAGAGCUUCUGUCAUUCUGAGAGCUUCUUAUACUUCCAGAACUUCCAUGAAAUCCGUUUAUGAACAAGAUGCUGAAGAUAAAAUGAUUGCUUCAUCUGGUGGUGUAUUCGGAAUUAUGCAUGGCUAUAGUAUUGUUGAACAAUUGAAGUCUCCUUGGUUUACUCUUAUGACUUUAUUUACUACGAUUCAAAUGCUUCGUAUUAAUUAUUUUGUUGCGACUAUCAAGUCUCAAGAAUUGUUCUUAUAUGGUGGUAAUGAGUCCUUGGCUAUUGCAAUCAACCAAUUCUUUGACUUGGCCUUGCCAUUAGGUGGUUUGGCAUCUAUCCCAUUCAUCGGUGUCUUGUUGGAUAACUUUACUACUUUAUCAAUUUUAUCUAUUCUUACUGUUAUUUCGCUUUUCAUUGGUGUUAUGGGUCUCUUAUCCUUUUUACCUGCAACUUACGCUGGGAUCUUGAUGUUGGUUAUGUAUAGACCAUUCUAUUACACUGCUGUUUCUGAUUUCUGUGCUAAAGUAUUCGGAUUUGAUACAUUUGGAACUAUCUAUGGGGCCAUCAUUUGCUUCUCUGGUAUCUGUAACAUACUUCAACAAGUUAUGGAUAAGGCUACCCAUGAAGUUUUCAACAUGAACCCAACUCCAAUCAAUGCCUUAUUGACUGCAUUGACAGCAGUCUUUGGUAUUGCCUUGAUUGGAUUCGUGAGAUCACAAGAACUUGAACUCAAGAGAAAAAACUUGGAAUUAGAAGCCCAAGAGGCUUCUGUAAGAGGAAUUCCACAUUAAAUC
[Candida] anglica is the source of this 1769-nucleotide messenger RNA. The record is from the annotation of a GenBank genome assembly. Lineage: Eukaryota; Fungi; Ascomycota; Pichiomycetes; Serinales; Debaryomycetaceae.